GUUCUGUCCCCCCGCUCCCGAGGAAGGAAGAAGAAUGUCCCAAAAACAGCUGAAGGAAGCCUUUAUCAGCAACCUAAACGGAACGAGUUUGCUGGAAAUUUCCGCAGGCUUGUCCCUGCCUCCGCUGUGCCUGCUCUGCAGAGGGCUCCUCCUGAUCCUGCACUACCUGCACCAUGGAAAACCUGUAAGCUCAAGGAAAUACAGCCUGCUGCUAGACUUCCUGGUGCUGGUGUCUCCUCUGCUGUUCUCCUGCACUGUCUUGUCUCCAAUCAUCUUUUUCAUACCAUUUAUCCUUGCUGCCUUCUGUGCCGGAAUAUUUUUCAAAAUAUACAGCCAGAGAAAACGGGAGGCCAGAGAGCCCUUUGGGCAAAUUGUAAAAAAAUUCCAGGAGACAUGCUUGGAUCCCGAGUGCAUUCCAGCAAUAACUGUGUUCCGUGUUUAUGUCAAUGUGCUGACAUCCAUCAGCAUUUUGGCCGUGGAUUUCCCGCAGUAUCCCCGGCGAUACGCCAAGGCCGAGACCUACGGCACCGGGGCCAUGGAUUUGGGGGUGGGAGCCUUUAUCUUUGGAAAUGCUCUCGUUUGCCCUGAGGUUCGACAGAAAUCUCACAGGACACAGCCCAGGUUCUCCAGGCAGGUGUUUUCUGUGUGGCCACUGAUUUCCCUCGGUGUUGGGCGGCUGCUGAGCGUUAAAUCCAUCGAGUACCACGAGCACACCUCAGAGUACGGGGUGCACUGGAACUUCUUCUUUACCUUGGCAUUGGUGAGACUUGCAGCAUCUCUGCUUUUAGCCAUAUUCCCCAGACAGAAGGCUUGGCUUGUGGCUGUAGCUGUGGCUGUUCUUUACCAGCUCCUCCUCAGCACUACCCCUCUGAAGACGUUCAUCCUGCACGGGAGCGACGGCAGGGGCUCCCGGCUCGGCUUCCUCGAUGCCAACCGGGAAGGGCUGCUCUCCCUCUUUGGCUACCUGGCCAUCUACCUGGCGAGUGUGCAGGUGGGGCUGUGGCUGCUGCAGCGCAGGAGCUCUGUCAGGGGCUGGCUGGGAGCCCUCAGGGGGCUGGCUCUGGCCGUUCUGGCCCUGUGGGUGUUGCUGCAGCUGUGCCAGGCGUGCACGGAGCCCGUGUCCCGCCGCAUGGCCAACCUGCCCUUCUGCACAUGGGUGCUCGCCCUCUGCCUGCUGCUGCUGGGCUUUUUUGUGCUCACUGACCUCGCCCUGGUGUUCACAAAGCUGCUGGUCAAGGGCUCCAGUGUGUCCUGCUGCUGGAAGGUUGUGCAGCCCCCAGAUUCCAGGAAAAAGCAAGGAAUGGAGGCUGUGACAGUGGGAAGGCAAGACAAGCUGUCACAGCUAUGCCUGAUCAGUGCUAUUAACAAAAAUCAAUUACUGUUUUUCUUGCUAGCCAAUGUUAUGACUGGUGCUGUGAACAUCCUGAUAGACACAAUCCACAGCAAGGCUGCCUUUACAUUAUGCAUACUGCACUUGUACAUGUUUUUUAACUGUUUAAUUAUGUAUAUAUUGCAUGCCAGGAAUAUAGUAUUAAAGUUUUGGUGAUUCCACUUUGGCUGAGUGGACUAGCUGGA
This is a messenger RNA of Sturnus vulgaris (Common starling), 1575 nucleotides long. It is a transcript of the gene PIGW, whose product is annotated as phosphatidylinositol glycan anchor biosynthesis class W. Gene Ontology annotation, biological process: GPI anchor biosynthetic process; protein localization to plasma membrane. The record is from RefSeq and is a predicted model, not a curated record. NCBI's taxonomy places the organism in Eukaryota, Metazoa, Chordata, Aves, Passeriformes, Sturnidae. Gene Ontology annotation, molecular function: glucosaminyl-phosphatidylinositol O-acyltransferase activity. Gene Ontology annotation, cellular component: membrane; endoplasmic reticulum.